AUGGCCGCCCGCUCCGCCGCCUUCCUCGGGUCCUCGCCGGUGGCGCCGUCGGUCACGCAGGUCGCCGGCGCCAUGGUUCCCUCCUCCCGCCUCCUCUCCGUGCAAGUUCAGAGCGUCCACCACCACUUUCAGGCCUACUUCCAGGCCCUCGACGGCGCCGCCACCCAAGACGUGUCCCAGAUUCUCUGCCCCUCGUGGCGCAACGCCGUCGAGAGGCCCUUCCUCUGGUUCGGCGACCUCCAUCCCUCCAUCUUCGUCAACCUCCUGCGCUCCUUCCUCCUCCGCAGCCACGGGCAAGGCGGUGGCUCGGCCGCCCCCGGCGACAUCUCGCCACCGUUCGCCGACGCCUGGAAGGACCCCUCCCCACGGCUUACGGCGGAGAUCAGGGAGAUAGAGUGCCGCCUGCGGCGGAGGGUCCCGCAGAUCGUCCAGUUGCACCGGCGUGUCCAGGCGAGCUUCACGGAGAGGGCGGCAAGCGAGUUUAAGGAGCACGGGGAGGUCUCGGAGGAGGCGGCAGCCGCCAUGACAGCUGAGCUCGCUGGCUUGUUCUUCCAGGCCAACAGGCUGAGGAAGAGCGUACUGGAGGACAUCCUCGAGGUCCUGGACGUCUGCCAAGCCGCCGCCUUCUUGGAGGCGCUCUGCCAGCUCGUCCUCCGCCUCAGGGAAGAGAAGCUGCUCCUCCAAUUCCACAGUUGCAGGGCGCCGCUCCCCUCCUCCGCCUGGUGA
Spirodela intermedia is the source of this 726-nucleotide messenger RNA. Lineage: Eukaryota; Viridiplantae; Streptophyta; Magnoliopsida; Alismatales; Araceae. The record is from the annotation of a GenBank genome assembly.